UCUCCUUAACUAUGUGUACCUCAGCUGAAAAAUUAUAGUAACUCUGCUCAAAUUUUUUUUGAGCCGAUUUGGCAACUCCGCACUACCGUCCGGAUAUAAAAUCCUUAACUACUAUGAAAUAGCUUGUAUAGCUACAAGGACCCUAAGUUACUUAAAUAAUUACAUGGUUAAUUAUGUCUUCCGGUAAUUUAUUUAGGGCAACCGUUAAUGAAUAUCUCGAGGGACUUCCGAGACCGGUUCAAUCGAAAUUAUAUGAAGCUCCAGCCACAUGUUUAUCUAUAUUUCGAUUAUUACCACCUAUGGCUAAAUUUUAUAUAAUGUCUAUGGUAUUUAAUGAUCAUGCCGUAGCUCUACGAGAUCUUUAUAAAUGGACAAAACCUUCAGCUAAUAAACUUCAAUUUGAAGCAUUAAAACGGUUAAAAGCUUUACAUUUAAUUGAAGAUGAUCGACAAACUAAAGGUAUACAACUUAAUGCUACAUUUCGAAAGAAUUUUCGAGAUUGUUUAACUGGUUCACAAGAUCCAAAUGCAUUUGGUACAUUAUGUAUAUUACCUGAUAAAAAUAAAGUAGAAAUAUCAUUUUUAGAUACAUUUGCUUCACAAAAAUGGGAAACAAUCUUACAUUUUAUGGUAGGUACUGAAUCAACUGCUACACCAUCAAAAUCAGUAUUAUCGUUAUUAAAAAAGGGCGAAUUAAUGGAAGGACCAGGAACUUCGGCAACAAAUCUUAAAAUUACUAAUAUUGGAUUUCAAUUCUUAUUACAAGAUGUUAAUGUACAAAUUUGGACACUUUUAUUACAAUAUUUAAAUUUAACUCAAGAUUUACAUAUGGAUCCAGUUGAUGUUUUAAAUUUUUUAUUUAUGUUAGGUUCAUUAGAAUUAGGGAAAAGUUAUAUGGUAUCAAAUUUAAGUGAUACUCAAAUAAGUAUGUUGGCAGAUUUACGAGAUUAUGGUUUAGUAUAUCAAAGAUCAGAUAAUUCUACUAGAUUUUAUCCCACUAGAUUAGCAACAACUUUAACAUCUGAUUCAGCAGCUAUAAAGACUCCAUCUAAUGCAUUAGAACAAGCCGUUGGUCCAGAUACUUCAACUUCAUCUAAUCAAGGAUCAGUUAUUGUAGAAACUAAUUUUAAAUUAUAUUCUUAUACUAAUUCACCAUUAGAAAUUGCUAUACUAAAUUUAUUUGUACAUUUAAGAACAAGAUUUUCAAAUAUGGUUUGUGGACAAAUUACUCGAGAAUCUAUUAGAAGAGCAUUAUAUAAUGGUAUAACUGCUGAUCAAAUUAUAAAAUUUUUAGAAACUCAUGCCCAUCCUCAAAUGAAAAUUUUAGCUAAGGAAAGAUUAGAUAAAAAGAUUGAAUUUGAUACUUCACAUAAUAUUAAUACUGCUGGAGGAGCUCCACAAUCUAAGGGGAAAGAUUCAGUACUGCAACAUAAGCUUGAAAUAUUACCACCUAAUAUUGUAGAUCAAAUUAGAUUGUGGCAAUUAGAAUUAGAUAGAAUUCAAACUUAUGAAGGUUAUUUAUUCAAAGAUUUUAAUAAUCAACAUGAAUAUGAUCUGUUAUCAAGUUAUGCAUCGGAAGUAGGAGAUUUAAUAUGGAGUGAUAAAAAGAAAAUGAAAUUCUUUGUAUCACUUUCAGAAAUUGGUUUAAAUCAAGUAAUGGUAUUUGCUAAUAAGAAGAAGUAACGGGUAU
Molecule: messenger RNA, 1689 nt
Organism: Scheffersomyces amazonensis
Lineage: Eukaryota; Fungi; Ascomycota; Pichiomycetes; Serinales; Debaryomycetaceae
Product: TFIIH/NER complex subunit
Exons: 1
Coding region: 174-1682 (502 amino acids)
Biological process (GO): nucleotide-excision repair
Cellular component (GO): transcription factor TFIIH core complex; transcription factor TFIIH holo complex
Molecular function (GO): ATPase activator activity; double-stranded DNA binding
Source: RefSeq, a predicted model, not a curated record